Messenger RNA from Lasiodiplodia theobromae, 795 nucleotides. RefSeq names its product Cytochrome-c oxidase assembly protein. Gene Ontology annotation, cellular component: mitochondrial inner membrane. Lineage: Eukaryota; Fungi; Ascomycota; Dothideomycetes; Botryosphaeriales; Botryosphaeriaceae. Gene Ontology annotation, molecular function: copper ion binding. The record is from RefSeq and is a predicted model, not a curated record. The transcript has 3 exons. The coding region runs from base 1 to 795 and encodes 264 amino acids.
AUGAACGCGUCUUCUCCGCUACUACGCGCAUUCGCGCAGGCCUCACGGCUCUCUGAGUCCUGGACUUGCAGAAGCUGCGCGCGCGCCGCCAUCCGCCCCCACGUCCCGCGAGCCUCGCUCCGUCGAAACAUCAGCGGCACCGGCAAGCCCGCUCAGAACACAUCCCAGAAUGUCGCACCGACCAUGGAACAAUUGCGCGAACCAUACAAGAACAAGAACCGCGCGACUGCGUACUACGCUCUCAGCAUCAUCCUCGGGACCGUUGCUCUGUCGUACGGCUCGGUGCCAAUGUAUAAGAUGAUCUGUCAAACUACCGGCUGGGGUGGUCAGCCCAUCAAGUCAGCCGCCCACGCUUCCCUCGAUGGCGACCCCGCCGAGCGUCUCAAGCCCGUCACUUCGUCGCGUCGACUUCGCAUCACCUUCAAUGGCACCGUCUCGGAUGUGCUUCCCUGGAAAUUCGUACCUCAGCAACGCGAAGUCCGCGUCCUUCCUGGCGAGACGGCUUUGGCAUUUUAUACUGCUACCAACAAGAGCGACGAGGACAUCAUCGGCGUGGCCACGUACAGCGUCACCCCUGGCCAGGUUGCCCCGUACUUCAGCAAAAUUCAAUGCUUCUGCUUCGAGGAGCAAAGACUGAACAAGGGCGAAACCGUCGACAUGCCCGUCUUCUUCUACAUCGAUCCAAGCUUUGUCGACGAUAUAAAUAUGCGCGGAAUUGACACCAUUACGUUAAACUAUACGUUUUUUAAAGCAAAAUACGAUAAGGAUGGUCAUCUUACGCCAGUGGCGGGUUAG